CUCCCCCAGUCUCUCCUGCCCCGCUCUCUCAUUCAUAUUUGGUCUUCCGGAAGUAGCCGCGGCUCGAACAGUGUUUGGGAAUGGAUUCUCAUUUGGCAGCUGUCCUGAAAAGGAGCACGGCAAAUUUGCUGGAUAAAACCCAUUUUUCAGAGGGUGAGGAUGAACUAAUGCCAACGAAACCCUUGACAUUGACAGAGACUCAAGUUCAGCCUAUUGAUCUGUCACUGAAAUCACCUUGUCCUUUUUUCUACCCCCUGGAUCACAAGCAAAUACUCCCUUGUGACAAUGAAACAAACUCAUCCCACUUGGGAAAAAACAGAGGGCAGGGGUGUGUGUUAAGAGAGGUGGAAGACAAAACAGAUGGCAAGAUUGCUUUGAAAGAACACAGCCUGUGUGACUCCCUCUCAUCAGAUGAGGGAUCCACACCUGUUUCUUCUGUAGACUUGAAUCACAGCUGUGAUUCCCUGGUGGAUGUGAAAGAGGAAGUAGAGGAGGUGUGCAUUGGGGAACUGCAUGGGUACUGCGAGGACUACUCUUGCACACCAUUAUUUCUCAAUGAGAUAAAACCUUUGGACAAAGACUCAACAGAGAACACUGUCUGUGGCAGUAAUGUCAACAUAGACAAAGUGUCCAAAGACAUGGCAGAGCAGCUGGCAUCUGUUGUUGAAACACAAAAACCUGACUUGAAUUUGAAUGCUAAGUACCCAUCUAAAACAGCAACAGGACUAAGUGGGAAGGUCCCGCUAAACUCAAAGGGUUGUAUUGUUACAAAUGAACUGUCUGAGAAAGGACUCUCAGCUCAAAGUAGUGACGGGACAGAUGAAGGCUGUCCAAAUCUUGGGCAGCAAGAAUCCGACUUUUCAGUGGUUCCUUCAGGCAGUGGGAAGGGGCCCUAUGGAUUAAGACAAGAAAUGGGUGAUGAAACAAAUAUAAACAGAGUGGAUACACUAAAGGGAGUUAAGAGGAAAGUGGAAGAGGGAGAAAUCCUGAACUUAAGCUUGUCAAAAAUUGGAGGAAAGCGAGGCGUGUACAGGAUUGACCAAUUAUUGGAAGAAGAAACAUUAAAUGAAAUGACACCAGUAAUGCAAAUGGAAGUAAAGGAGGAAGAACACGAGCUUAACUUUUUUUUAAGGAAAGAAGAGUCAGUUAUUGUUUCACAUUGGGAGCCUAAUCUUUCCCACACUCUUCCUGUCACUCUAUCUCAUUCUCCUGCCUCUGACACAGAUGAUUUUGACACUGCUGGCCUACUUCUUAUAGAUGACCAAGGAAUACCAUACUUUCUUACCCCAGAUGGUGAAAAAGUUGCUCAAGUGACGCCUCCCAAAUCUUGCAAAGGUUCAGCUGCCAUACUGCCAAAAUCUAAAACAAAACAAGUAGAAGUAAAGGAUUGCCCAGCUGCAUUGUUCUGUGACAGUGAGCUUCCUAAGAAAGAUUCAACACAAGCUGUACCUUCCACUCCUCAAGAAAUGUCUCCGCAUCAUAACUCUGCUGAAUUAUUAGAAUCCCGAGAGACUGUUAUGCCUUUGGAUACUAAAUCAGCCCAAGGUACUCCAAUCACUAGCCCACCUUCUAAUUCAUCCUUUGAAUCACCCUCACUGUCAGAUUUAGCCACCCAUACAAUCCAGGAUCUGGGUAAUCCAAAAUGUAAUGUACUUGCUCUUUCUUCCCAGCUUCCCAAUCCCCCAUUAACCGAGCCCAACUCGGGCACAAGUUUGCUGGCUCUUUCCCUUCCUGUUUCCCUCAAGCAAAAUCCACCACCUACCCCUUUGCUUCUUGUUCUGUCACCUGUUGCACCCUCACCAAAUACCCCUUCAUCUUCCACCUCUUCCUUCAGUGUCACUGACACCACAGCUUCUUCACUUGUACCUUCCAGGACACAGUCUCCGUCUCCUGCUCCAGUUUCUCUCUCUUCUGUCUCAACUGUUAGUUCUUCCCCAUCCAGUUCUUCACCCCCUACUAAUGAUCCUGAUUGCAGUGCCCCAACAGCCCCCAUCUCAGGAAACAGCAACUGUUCUCAACCUGUUCCCAAUUCUCCCACCACAUCCUUGUCAGGGAAUGGCAAACCAGUUGAACCUGACCUAACAUCCAAAAAGAUAGUACCUAAAUGUUCCCCACUCCAUGGGGUUCUUAAACAAGAUGACUCCUCUGAAUCUACAUUACCUUCUUUUGUUGAAACCCAGACUGAAUCCACAUCUCCAGUCACUGCCUCAGUAUGUCCUGACAAAACCCUCAGAUCAGCCUCACCUCUGUCUUCCCUUGAUCCAUCUUUGCAUGCAUGCUCCAGAGGUUCUCCUUCUCUUGACACUCAGCCUGUGCUCACCUCUGAUACUCCUGGAGAGACUUUUGGUCUUGAUGAGUCACAUUAUCCAGUCUGCAGUACACCCCCUUCAACAGUCAUUUUCCCCAGCAACCAUCCAAAAAACUUCACUUUGUCUUCCACAUGUCCUCGGCGCAUUCUGUACUGCCAGUUCUGUCCACGUGCUUUUUACUACCUCUCUGAUCUCGAGCGCCACUCCAUCACCCACUCCCAGAGCAAGCCACAUGUUUGCCCGCUUUGCAGUAAAGCCUUCAAGCGCUCCAGCCAUCUGGAGCGACACAAGCACAUCCACACGGGCCAAAGAAACUUCAUCUGCCCCAUCUGCUCAAAAAGGUUCCGCGAAGCUGGGGAGCUGCUCAGGCACCAGCGAGUGCACACAGGCGAAAAGCCCUUCCAGUGCCCACUGUGCCACAUGCGUUUUGCAGAGCGCAACACACUGCGUCGACACACUAAGCGAAAGCAUCAGGAACCGAUUGGGCAGGUAGACGCUGAUGGCAUGCAGGGGAACCAGGGGGAAAGUGCAGAAUGGUAUAGCUGCACUGUGCCUGACUCGGACUCCGACACUGAGCUGGACAAAGAGUAGGAAGGGAUGCCAAAUUCAGCACUUAAUCUCACGUGUGUAGCCUCCCUGGCUACUGGCUACAUUCUCUUGUAUACCUACUGAACGAAUCUACACUGUACAGAAGCCUUUAACUGUCAGCCCUCAGUGCAGGUACACGUGAGUUAGCUGCUCGGUUUAAGAAUCAGUUCUUGUUGUAUUAUUUUAUAUAUAUUAUAUGGUUAUUUGAUGAAAAACAUUCCCAGGUAGGAAAAUUGUAUCAUUUGGCAUGCAUUGGUCCAAAGGUUUUAAUUUUUGGUACUUUAAAAUUGUAUUUUAACAGUACAAACAACAUUUUAAUUUUGUCACACACAAUGUGAUUCACUCUGAAGUUCAGAAGAGUACAUAUCUGAUUAUUUGGAAUAUGCAUAUUCCAAUACAUUUCAUGGCCACAAUACAUGCAAGUACUCAAGCAUUUUGAGAAAAUAUUCCUUACAAUUUCUUUUAUUAAUAUUUUCAUAUUUGUAAACA
Messenger RNA from Scleropages formosus (Asian bonytongue), 3386 nucleotides. Its product is annotated as mucin-6. The transcript is spliced from 2 exons. The coding region runs from base 81 to 2900 and encodes 939 amino acids. Gene Ontology annotation, biological process: regulation of gene expression. Gene Ontology annotation, cellular component: nucleus. Lineage: Eukaryota; Metazoa; Chordata; Actinopteri; Osteoglossiformes; Osteoglossidae. The record is from RefSeq and is a predicted model, not a curated record.